AUGGAGGACGAGAGCAGCCAGGACUCAAGCGUGCAAUACAUGAACCUCUCCGACGACGAAGCCACGCAUUUCUGGAUCCUUGCUAGCAUUGAAGACCAAGACUACAAUGGCAUUGAGACAGCACCCAGAGUUCUUUGCCAUCAGCAUGGCGUGGCGGCUGAGAGGCUUGUAGCAUUCGAAGCAUUUAACACGGGCAGGAGGUUCUUAGUCUGUCCUAUGAGUGAAGAUGACAACUGUGGUAUUGUUCUCUGGGUUGACCCAGGGUGGCCUCCUACAUUGCAGAAUGCCUUGUUGAAGCUAUGGUAA
Molecule: messenger RNA, 306 nt
Organism: Aegilops tauschii subsp. strangulata
Lineage: Eukaryota; Viridiplantae; Streptophyta; Magnoliopsida; Poales; Poaceae
Source: RefSeq, a predicted model, not a curated record